Molecule: messenger RNA, 811 nt
Organism: Papaver somniferum (opium poppy)
Lineage: Eukaryota; Viridiplantae; Streptophyta; Magnoliopsida; Ranunculales; Papaveraceae
Product: 40S ribosomal protein S14-2-like
Exons: 6
Coding region: 107-559 (150 amino acids)
Biological process (GO): translation; maturation of SSU-rRNA from tricistronic rRNA transcript (SSU-rRNA, 5.8S rRNA, LSU-rRNA); ribosomal small subunit assembly
Cellular component (GO): cytosolic small ribosomal subunit; ribosome
Molecular function (GO): structural constituent of ribosome; small ribosomal subunit rRNA binding; mRNA 5'-UTR binding
Source: RefSeq, a predicted model, not a curated record
CUAAAGGGUCUAAAACCCUAAUCAAAAUUUCAUUCGCUCUUCCAGCGGCGAAACCAAAAAAAGGUCUCUCUUCACCAAACCCUAUCAGUUCAGCUUCCAGGCAGCCAUGUCGAGAAGAAAGGUUAGAGAACCCAAAGAAGAAACUGUUACACUAGGACCAUCAGUAAGAGAUGGAGAAUAUGUUUUUGGGGUUGCACAUAUUUUUGCAUCAUUUAAUGACACUUUCAUUCAUGUGACUGAUCUGUCUGGAAGAGAAACCCUUGUUCGUAUCACUGGUGGGAUGAAGGUCAAAGCAGAUAGGGAUGAAUCCUCUCCUUAUGCUGCCAUGCUUGCAGCACAAGAUGUUGCUGCACGAUGCAAGGAGCUUGGAGUUACUGCUUUGCAUAUUAAGCUUCGUGCAACAGGAGGAAACAAGACAAAGACACCAGGUCCAGGUGCUCAGUCUGCUCUUAGAGCACUUGCUCGUUCUGGCAUGAGAGUUGGCCGCAUUGAGGACGUUACUCCAAUUCCAACUGACAGCACUCGCAGAAAGGGUGGUAGAAGAGGAAGGAGACUGUAGUUCAUAAAUCAAUUCCUCUUGGGGCUACACUUUUCAUUUGGAAAACAUGUGUUAAGAUGUUUUAUGAGCAACAUAAUUUGUUGAACUUCUAGGUUAUGUUAUAUGAGUUUUGUGUUCAGUUUAUUAACUGGAUUGCAGUAAUUUAAAUGCUGGGUUAGUUUUAUAUGAAAUAGCUAUUUAAAUUUCUACAUGAUAAGCAACAUUUUCUUUGACGUUGUCUAAAUUAUUUACUGUUUAAAAGCAAUGCUGUUU